Molecule: messenger RNA, 654 nt
Organism: Schistocerca americana (American grasshopper)
Lineage: Eukaryota; Metazoa; Arthropoda; Insecta; Orthoptera; Acrididae
Product: mucin-7-like
Exons: 2
Coding region: 1-654 (217 amino acids)
Source: RefSeq, a predicted model, not a curated record
AUGCCUCAUAAUCCAGCAAUUACUGUUCUGCUGCCUCUUGCUCCAGAACAUCACAAUCCAGCAAUUCCCACUGCAAUGUGUCCUACUCCAGCCUCUCCAACACCAGCAAAUCCCACUCUGGGAUCUCUUGCUCUAGCACCUACCAAUACAGCAACCCCCACUCCAGCAGCUCCUGCUCCUCAACCUCAAAAUUCAGCUAAUGCUGCUUCAACAUCUUCUGCUACAGCACCUCACAAUACAACUCCUAGCGCUCCAGUGCCUUCUCUUCCAGCACCUCCCAAUCCAGCAUUUCCCACUCCAGUGUCUCCUAUUCCAGCACCUCAGACUACAGCAACCCUCCCUCCAGCAACUCCUGCUCCUGUACCUCAAAAUUCAGCUAAUGCUGCUUCAACAUCUUCUGCUGCAGCACCUCACAAUACAACUCCUAGCGCUCCACUGAUGGCAGUGAAUGGCUCAGCUGUUCCUGAAGGACCGGUGUCCAGUUACUGUGUCAAGAGUGGGGCAGCCGUCACAGCUGGGGACGACCGCCGGCUGGGUCGUGCAAGUGCAGCCACGGUGAUUCCUCCUGGUGCUCUUUUACCCGCCGCAGAGGAGGCGGUGCGGCGACCUCCUGGUGGAUUGGAUGGCUGGAGGACAGCGGGCCGCAGCCAGUGA